Prionailurus viverrinus (fishing cat) is the source of this 571-nucleotide messenger RNA. RefSeq names its product apolipoprotein A2 (gene APOA2). The transcript has 4 exons. Gene Ontology annotation, cellular component: chylomicron; spherical high-density lipoprotein particle; blood microparticle. Gene Ontology annotation, molecular function: apolipoprotein receptor binding; lipase inhibitor activity; cholesterol binding. The record is from RefSeq and is a predicted model, not a curated record. Gene Ontology annotation, biological process: negative regulation of lipase activity; cholesterol transport; high-density lipoprotein particle remodeling. Bases 162 to 494 code for a protein of 110 amino acids. NCBI's taxonomy places the organism in Eukaryota, Metazoa, Chordata, Mammalia, Carnivora, Felidae.
CCUUAGACUUACUCAAGUGGAUGGCCUUAGAUCGCCCGGCGUCUACAAGGUCGGGGGGAGAAAAGCUGUGAGCGUACAAGACACUAGAGGGAGCAUCUUGGAACUUGGGCCACUUUCACCCUACGGCCUGGAGACCCGUUUUGUGAAGGGCGGAGGACGGAAUGAUUGCCACCUUCCCCACCGUCACCACCAUGAAGCUGCUGGCAAUGGCUGUGCUACUCCUCACCAUCUGUAGCCUUGAAGGGGCUUUGGUGAGGAGACAGGCGGAGGAGCUGAGUCUACAGAGACUGGUCUCUCAGUACUUCCAGACGGUGACUGACUAUGGCAAGGACCUGGUGGAGAAGGCCAAGGGCCCAGAGCUUCAGGCCCAGGCAAAGGCUUACUUCGAGAAGACCCAGGAGCAGUUGACUCCCCUGGUCAAGAAGGCUGGAACUGACCUGAUUAACUUCUUGAACAACUUCAUGGACCUGAAAACACAGCCUGCCACCCAGUGAGGUGUCCAGACCACUGUCCUCCACCCCCUGCUGGGCCCUGGAACUCCCACUGGCCAGGCCUAGAGCCCUCUCCCAAC